This is a messenger RNA of Sarcophilus harrisii (Tasmanian devil), 5334 nucleotides long. RefSeq names its product sperm antigen with calponin homology and coiled-coil domains 1 (gene SPECC1). NCBI's taxonomy places the organism in Eukaryota, Metazoa, Chordata, Mammalia, Dasyuromorphia, Dasyuridae. The transcript has 8 exons. Gene Ontology annotation, cellular component: microtubule organizing center; filamentous actin. The record is from RefSeq and is a predicted model, not a curated record. Gene Ontology annotation, molecular function: protein binding. Gene Ontology annotation, biological process: actin cytoskeleton organization. The coding region runs from base 196 to 2544 and encodes 782 amino acids.
GUACACAGGUGAUAAUUGAAACCAUGGGAAUGAAUGACAUCAUCAAGAGAGAGAGAGAGUAUACAGAGAGAAGAGUACAGGACCCAGGCAGAGCUUUUGGGGGAUACUCACUCUUAAAGAGUGAGAGAAGGAUCAUGAAUGAAUGAAGAAGAGUGGUCAUCCAGCCUCCUCUAGGAAGUAGGACCCCCUAGAACAAUGAAGAGUGUAGCCAAAUCCUGGGGCACAACAGUAAAGCAAGGGACCCAUGGGAUUGAGCGGGGACGCCCCAUUCCUCCAGCUACUUCUGGCAUGAAGACUUCCAAAUCUUCUACAUCACUCUCUUUUGAGUCUAGACUCAGCAAGCUAAAGAGGGCCAGUAGUGAUGAUAUGCUCACUAAACCAGGCAGUGCUAACCCCUCUGGAGUCGUCAGGAUGAAGAAAACAGCAACUUCCGGGGCCAUCUCAGAGCUUGCGGAGAGCCGGUUAAAGAGCUGCGUAGGAACAAUUUCAUCCACCAAGCGGACGGGGAUUCCGGCUCCUCGAGAACUUGCGGCACCCAUCUCAAGAGAGAGGACGGCCCUUCGAGCUCCCGCCAGCACCAAGAAACCACUCCCCAGUCCGAUAUCUUCCUGUGCCCCCACUCCUACCAAGCACUUAAGAGGCACCAAUAAAUCCAAGCAGGAGAAUGAAGCCGGGGACAAGGCGUUGCUGGAAUCCCAGGUCCGGGAGCUCCUGGCAGAAGCCAAGACAAAAGAUUUCGAAAUCAGCAGGCUCCGGAGCGAACUCAAGAAAUUCAAAGACAAAGGUUCCCCCAAUGCCUCCGAGGGGCCCGAGGCCUGUGACCAGAACGGCGACGGGCUGUCACCGCCCCCUGGGGACCUGGAUCCCUUGAUAAGAACUCUUCAGGAGAAGAACAAAAAUUUCCAAAAAGAGCUGGUUGAUCUUGGGGAGGAGAACCGGGCUCUCAAAGAAAAGCUGGCCUGCAUGGAGCACUCCCCCAGCUCGGAGGCACCCACCAGCAACGAUGGGGACAGCAGCCUGCCCACCCCCACGACUCAGGAGUCGAGCUUCGGAAGCCCCACGAGGAACCAGCUAUCUGGGGAGAUGGAGGACUACAAGCAGCCUCUGAGCGGGAACGCCCUCCGGACCUCGGGCUCCUCAAGCAGCGACGUGACCAAAGCUUCUCUGUCCCCUGAUGCUUCUGAUUUCGAGCACAUAGUGGAGGCCCCUUCCAGGCCCCUGUCGUCGGGCAGCAACCCCUUCAAGAGCCCCCGGUGCUCCACGGGGGGCAGCUCUCCCAACAACAUCAGCGAGCUGUCAGUGGCCUCCCUCACGGAGAAAAUCCAGAAGAUGGAGGAGAACCACCACAGCACCACAGAGGAGCUCCAGGCCACGCUGCAGGAGUUGUCGGACCAGCAGCAGAUGGUCCAAGAGCUGACGGCCGAGAACGAGAAGCUGGCGGACGAGAAGACCCUCCUGGAGACAUCCUUCCACCAGCACCGGGAGCGUGCCGAGCAGCUGAGCCAGGAGAACGAGAAGCUGAUGAGCCUCCUGCAGGAGCGGGCCCAGGGGGAGGAGGCUGGCAGCCAGGACGAUAAGGUCCUGGAGCUGGAGCAGAAGUGCACCGAGAUCCUGGAGAAUGCCCAGUUUGAGAGGGAAAAGCUCCUCAACAUCCAGCAGCAGCUGACCUGCAGCUUGCGCAAGAUCGAGGGGGAGAACCAGGGGGCGGCUGAGGUGAUCAAGCACCUCAAGGAGGAGAACUCGCAGCUGAGCGGCCUCCUGGAGCGGGAGCGGCACAACAGCAGCGCGGCCGCCAAGGCCCUGGAUGACUGCCGGGUCAGCCUGGAGGGGCUCAAGAUCGAGAACGCGGCGCUGAAGGCCCAGCUGGAGAGUGAGAAGCAGAAGGCAGUGGAGCUGGGCGCUGUGGGCCACGCCCGGGAUACGUCCGAGGUGCAAGACAAGCUCAAGGUGGCCCGGGCCGAGAAAGACCAGCUGGAGCUGUCCUGCAUGGAGCUCAAGCAGGAGCUGCUCAAGGCCAACAGUGAGAUCCAGCACAUCCAGGGCAUGCUGGCCAAGGUGGAGAAAGAAUGCGGUUACCUGAAAGAGGUAUGUGACCGGCAGGCCGAGCAGCUGAGUCGGACCAGCUUGCAGCUGCAAGAGAAAGCCUCAGAGAGUGACGCUGAGAUCAAGGACAUGAAGGAGACCAUCUUUGAGCUGGAAGAUCAGGUGGAGCAGCACCGAGCGGUUAAACUGCACAAUAACCAGCUGAUUAGUGAACUCGAAAAUAACGUGAUGAAGCUUGAGGAACAGAAGCUGGACCUGGAGCGGCAGCUCAAGGCUCUUACGAAGCAGAUAAAGGAGGAGACAGAAGAAUGGAGGCGUUUCCAAGCGGACCUCCAGACGGCCGUGGUGGUGGCCAACGAUAUCAAGUGCGAGGCGCAGCAGGAGCUCCGUUCGGUCAAGCGAAAGCUGCUGGAAGAAGAGGAGAAGAACGCGAAGCUGCAGAAGGAGUUGGGGGCUGUGCAGGGGAACAGCAGGAGAGACUGCGCCUACUCCAUCCCAUAAACUCUUGCAUCCAAGAGGGAAAGAGAGGCAGCUGGAAAUGGUUCGAGAGAGAGCAGAUGGACACUGAUGACCGUGUUAAAAAUAAAAGCUCCUUACUACAUUAUUUUGCACUCACCACGGGACUAAUAAAAUCUUAAGAGUUUUCCUUUUUAUGGUCAGGAAUAAAUGUUAUUACUUUGGGGUCCUCAAGCUCAGGAAAUUACUCGUAGUCAUUCUUUUUCAAGGUUCAGAUGCCUGGUGGUCGUUUGGCCUAGAAAACAGGCUGCAGGAUUUGGCUCCUUCUUAUCACUGGCACAGUCCAAAGCAGGGGUUUAUUGGGGAUGCAACAGAAAGCAGUGGGGAGACCCCGAAGGCAGACAAUGGGCCUCGAUUUCCUUAUGUGGUAAAUGCGGGGCUUGGAUUAGAAUGAUCUCUUGAGAUCACGUCUGGCCCUAAAUCUGUGAUCUUAGGAACUCCAAUUCCCAUUUUCAUGACUUUUGGAGACUUUAGAGAAUGGAAUAACAACCCUUAAAGGUUUUGAGGUCUAAGUUAAUUAGCCCCUCAUUAUCCCAGUUUUCCAACUCUACCGUUGAGUCUAUGAUUCCAGAAAGGAUUAAGAUGAAAUGGAGGAAUAAAAAAAAGUAGGCGUCUGGCCUUAUAAUUUAAUAAGUAGCUAUGAAGUGCCGUGGUCCAUGCCAGGCCCAGGAGGUGCAAAAAUAUAACUCAAGCAGUCCCUCUCUUCAGGGGAGAUCCACUCUACUGGAACAGACGCACAGGACCCCCUUCUUAAGCCCCAAGAGAAGUCUUGGCGCUCACAGAGCCAGAUCGUAUCCCCCGACGAGCUGUUAGUGAUGGGGCCGAUCUGUGUUGGCUUUUAUAUGUCUGCCUCUCUGUCUCCUUGUCUGUCUGUCUUGCUUCCUUACUCUGUUUUUUAAAUAGAACCCAAAGGUCUAACUUCCAAUGCUUAGUCAUAUUUAAUCAGCCACCCGACAAGCAAUUAUGAGCCACCUACUAGGUGCAAGGUGCUGGAGAGACGAGGGCAAAAAUGAAAUAAUAGGGGCUGCCCUCAGGGGGGCUUAGCUCUUUCAGGGAGAAGAUGCUUUGUUAUCUCCGUAUUAACAUGUACACACAAGUGUCUAUGGACACAUACACAAAUACAUAUAUGUGUGUGCAUGAAUAUGCAUGUAUAUGUCUAAUAAGUGCAAAGUGAUUUUGAGAGGGAAAGUUCUAGCAGCUGGAGGAAAUGGUAACAAAUUAAUCUUGGAGGUAGAGAAAGCCCAAGAGAUCAUUUGGAGAGAACUUCAUUUGUAGCAUAAUCUAUAGGAAACAGGCUGGAAUCCAUGAAUAGAACCUGAAAAUUGCAGUGAAAUAUGGAUCUUUAAAUACAAGUGUACAUUUUAGCACUUAAUUUAGGCCUCCCUAAACCUUCAGCCUCACGACCAUUGUUUAAAACAGGAUGCUUUCCUUGCAGCCCUCUCAAGGCUGUCUAAUUCCUAUAUGUGGAAGUUCGGCCCCCUCCUCCAGCCCCCAGUUUCAGGGCCAGGCCCCCCUCUCGAGUGUGACACGUUACUGAACUCCAUUUGAGCCUCCCCGCGUCCCCAUGCGUCUCGUUGCGUUGACGGGCCCCGCUCUUGGCAGAGCAUCAGACAAUGCUUCCCAGCGAUGGUUUCCUGUCUGAUGGCAAGCUUCCUUGGCAAAAUGCCCUCCUCCCAAGAGGUGGCUGCUCCUUGGAGGCUAACAAUGGCUCGGCCGCUUCCUGAAUGCACCACGGGAGCAAGAAGCGGAGCCCAGCGUGGUCCCCCGGGACCCCCAUGCAGCUACUUUAGCAUUUCCACUCUGGCUAAAUGAAUUCUUGGCUGGAACCCUGAAUUGUAGUCUUUGUGCAGGGAGGCAUAAUGAAUCAUUCUUGGUUCAGCCACAGCCAGGAAACUCACAGAAAAGGUCCUGGUGAAUUCUUCCAAGCACAGCCUCUGAAAGAAAGGUAAGGACCUCCAGGAAGGCGCCCCAAGAAAAAACCAGCGACUGUCUCAUUCAAUUUGCAAUUUUGCAAAAGGGACCUCUUUGGGGAGUGUCGGGACCACAUAGCGAAGCAGAGGUGUGGCUGAAAUCUCUGGGUCUGGGUGAAAAUUAGCAUUUCUUGCUCAGUAGCUUAAAAUAAUCCACUAAAACCACUGGUACUUCAGUGGCAAAGCAGUAGUAACUAGGAUACGGCAACUGGGACUUGACCCAAAGGCACUGAAUUUCAAGGGUGCUGUCAACCAUAUUUAGGGGAUUUUUAGCAAGGUAAAAGCAACUGAGGUUUGGCAAAAAUAAAUUAUUAUGAUUAAGAUAAUAUGGCACACCCAGCUCCUCAUAUCUCAGGAAGACCCAGUGUCAAGAUGCACCUCUGACCCAUGAAGAGUGACUUACUUAGGAGUUUAAUACCCCCAGGAAAAUUUCUGAGAUGAUAAAUUUGCAGAGGAAGUCUUGACUUGCAUUGGUUGUAGGAGUGUUCUCUGCCAGUGAAAUCCCAGGGAUAGCUCCUAACUCUCCAGGAUUAUAGGAAGGAAGCUAGCAGGUGGGUAGACUGAGGCAGUUCCCUACACCCUGAUUUUUUCUCCCCUGAGUACUCCAGCAAACCAAAGUAUCUCAUCUCCUUUUCAUGGCAUGGUGACCCCCCCAUACUCCCCUUUCAUUCUACUUGUCAUCCAUACCACUAGCUUCACCUUCUCUCCUAGUAAUGGUUCUUUGGUUCCAGAUGUCAUUUGACCAAACCACUUUCUUUCUUUCUUUUUUUGCUGAGGCAAUUGGGGUUAAGUGACUUGCCCAGAA